AUGCUACUAGGAGGUUCAGUCUUAACCGUUGUUUCUGUACCAUUUCGCAUCCUGGAAUAUUUAAGUAUAGAGUUAUCGACUUCAAAUAGUUGUGCAAUGGGCAAGGUCGGAGAACAUUGGCGAGAUGUGAAGGCGCACCGAAAGAGACAGAAGAGACAGAAGCUUGAAAACCCACCGCGCCGUCGAUGCUGGGAUUGGAUGCUGGUAAUGGGUAGCUGUCACUAUGCCAGAAAUCGCUCGUCCUUUAAGGAAUACCGUCGAGUGGGACGAAAAGUUACAACCGCCGUGAUCCCCGGGGACGUCUAUGUCGCUGGCGUGGGGACCGUCGAAUUGAUGGAGGGUCGCCAGCACAUCGGCUUAUAUUGCAUAAUGUUCUGCAUAUUCCAAAUGCUAUCUGUAAUGGCUUUUGCUUUGCAAAAUAUCAUCGCCGUUUUGGCGGGUCGACGAGUUUCGCGAAAGAUGGUAUGCAGUCAAAUGACGCCGAAGGUCAUCCUCUCUGGUAUGGUGAGGAGUUCCAUGGGGUGGACCGGCUGGCCUUGGAUGGAAACCCACAGGGAGAAACGCUUCUCUCUGAUGGACCCAAGCUCCUUAGUCUCUAUAUUCGUCCAGAAGACCUCGAGGAGAUUCUGUCCUAAGUUUAGUACGGCGGGAAGAUAG
Paecilomyces variotii is the source of this 657-nucleotide messenger RNA. RefSeq lists its product as hypothetical. The coding region runs from base 1 to 657 and encodes 218 amino acids. The transcript is spliced from 3 exons. Lineage: Eukaryota; Fungi; Ascomycota; Eurotiomycetes; Eurotiales; Thermoascaceae. The record is from RefSeq and is a predicted model, not a curated record.